This is a messenger RNA of Colletotrichum graminicola M1.001, 843 nucleotides long. RefSeq names its product acetyltransferase. The transcript is spliced from 2 exons. The coding region runs from base 1 to 843 and encodes 280 amino acids. NCBI's taxonomy places the organism in Eukaryota, Fungi, Ascomycota, Sordariomycetes, Glomerellales, Glomerellaceae. The record is from RefSeq and is a predicted model, not a curated record. Gene Ontology annotation, molecular function: acyltransferase activity, transferring groups other than amino-acyl groups.
AUGGGUUACGCAAUCCUGCCCGCGUUGAUCCCGGACAUCGAAAAGGUCUAUGACGCCUACUUUAAAGCGUUCAAGGGUGACGUUAUGGGAGAAAUCAUGGUCAAAAUACUGUUCCCAGACGGAGUAGACUCUGAAGAGUUUCGCAAAGCCCACACCGCGGGCACUCUGUCGUGGUGGCACCACACCGACUGCCAAUACACAUACAAGUGCGUCGACACCGACACAGGGGAGAUCGUUGGCAUGGCUCUGGGUGAUAUCUACCUCAAAGAACGGAGUGAAGAAGAGCGUAAAAAUCCCGGUGUAGCCUGGCUUGAGGGAGCGGCCAGAGAGCGUGCCGAGGCGGUUCUCAAGCCACUUCACGAUGUCAGAGAAAAGCUGUUUGGCCGGCGACGGUACAUUUACGUCCAUGUUAUUGCCGUCGAUCCGAAACAUCAAGGCAGAAAGGCUGGUGCCCUCUGGUGUAAGUGGGGGAUUGAGCUCAGCAACAGCCUGGGGAUCCCCAUUUACUUCGAAUCGUCACCCUCAACCUACCAGUUGUACGAGAAAAUGGGCUACGAGACCCUGGACGAGAAGAUUAUCCACAAGGCGGAGCUGAUUGGCACGGCCGAGGAUAUUGAGGUGCCUCUCAUGGUCAAGAUGCCCGCUUGUGCAGGGGGCAUGACUUUCAAAGAAUGGCGCAGCGUGGGGUACCCUUCCUUCGGGGAGGUCAAAAAAGGCCUAGUCACUCCCGUGGUCAAUGUCACGCCGGCCAAGGAAAAGGUCGAGGUCCAGCCUUCGGGAGGUGCAGGUUUUAAGGGUUGGAGGCAUUUGUGGCGACGGCUUUUCCUGUGCGGGCAACAAUGA